Messenger RNA from Ylistrum balloti, 1907 nucleotides. RefSeq lists its product as uncharacterized. Lineage: Eukaryota; Metazoa; Mollusca; Bivalvia; Pectinida; Pectinidae. The coding region runs from base 1 to 1857 and encodes 618 amino acids. The transcript has 12 exons. The record is from RefSeq and is a predicted model, not a curated record. Gene Ontology annotation, molecular function: protein binding.
AUGGCUGCGGCAAGAACUUCAACGGCAUUGGAAAUACGAAAGUUGAGAAAGAAACUUCGGCAAAUUGAAAACUUGGAGAGAAUCGACAGGGAAUUGACGGAUGAAGAGUACUAUAAAAUUGACAAAAAAGAUAAAAUCAGAGAAUCCCUGCUGAAAUUGUUAGCCACUCAAAAUGAACCUGAGUUUGAAGGAAGCAUCACAGAAUCUACAAGGUCAGAGUUCAGCAGUCAAGGUCAGAAUACAAGCUCCAUAGCAACAGAUGAUUUUUCAGCUUCCUUUUCUGAAAUGGAUAUCGGUAAUGUGGAGGUUACAGUGAUUGAACAAGAAGAUGAAGAAAACUUUGAACAAAUUGAUGUGGAGGAGAUUGAUAUGCCAGCUGAAAGUGCUAUUAAAAAAGGAGUACAUAUAGUUACACCUGAGUCUGCAGACACAAACUUAAGGUCAUUAGAGGUUUCAACCUCACCAGAACCUGUGCAAAGCAUUAAAGAAUCCCAAAGAAAGGAAGAUUCUGUAUCAAACACUGGUGAAUCAUCGACAAAACCAAAAUCUAGCAGUUCUCUUACAAAAAAGAAGACCAAGAAAAAUGACCAGAACAUCAAAGAUUGUGCUAAGCUGAAAGCAGUUAUUCAGCGGUGGCGUCAGUGUAGAUUUGAUGUCGUGGAAAUGGAGGGUCACAGUGACCUAAUUACAGAUGUCUGCGCUGAAGGAAAACUUCUUGUGUCUGCUAGUCGAGACACCACCUUGAAACUGUGGGACCUUGACACCCUGACAGAGUUGCACAGUUAUGGAGGUCAUACUGGCACUGUUACAUCUGCUAUCAUCCUCAACAGGGACGAUACUCUCAAAGUUUGUGAGUCGGUGGAUGUUGAUGAAGGAGAGAGAAUUGUAAUCAGUGGCUCUCUGGACUGUUCUUUUAAAAUAUGGUCUACUGGACUUGAUGUCAUCAUACCGCCUUCAACAGUCAUCAGGGGAGGUCAAGCACUGCGGUCAAUUUACACCUACAACCCUGUCACUAGGGUAGCAUUUCAUUCUUCUGCUGGAGCAAUUGUCACAGGAUCAGAUGGUGGAAAAGUGGAACUGUGGAAUGCCAGCAGCUGUGAGAACAUGGAGAGCACCAAACAGUUUGAUUCAGCUGUCACUGGACUAAAGGUCCAUGGUGAUAGAGUGUACUGCUGUUCUGAAGAAGGACUCAUUAAAGUGUUUGAUAUUAAAGAUGGAUGCUUGUCCUGUUUGUUUGCAUCUGAAAAUGUCAAACCAGCUCCAGGCUGUAACCUCACUGAACGACCAAUCAGAGGCCUGACUGUUGCCGAGGAUACUGUUUAUUACGGGGAUGAAGGCACCAAUAUCAAGGUUCUCAGUUGGAAAAAAGGUGAAGUUAGCAAGUUAAAGAACCAUUCAGAUGAGUUUGGCAUGACUGACAGUCUGUGUUGUCAUGGUGAUACCCUUCUGACCUCAUCAUAUAACCUUGACACUGGAAGAGGAUCCAUAAAUGUACGAUAUCUCCCGGAUGGUAACUACAUGUCUACCCUGGAUGAUGAGGAGACGGAGAGAAUCAUAGCCAUUACCAGUACUGUUAUCUCACCAGCAACAAUCACCUUAGUAACAGCUGGACUGCAACUGAAGAUAUGGACACUGGUCCCACCAAACAGUGAUGGUGAAGGUGAUUUGUUCAAUUCAAAAUUCAUCACACGACUUGCUGGAGUUGCAGUAGAUUCAGAGGCUGAAUCAGAUGCAGAUAUGAGCGAGUCAGAAGAGGAAUACGCUGGUGAUGGUCCUCCCGUGAGGAGAAUGGGCAGCAAGUUGUCAAAGAAGUCAGAAGAGAAUAACAACUGGAUGUCAUGGUGUACUCUCCUGUGAAAAGAUUAAUUUUAAAUUAAAGCAAAGUUACUAUGCAUAUACCAAAACAG